Cylas formicarius (sweet potato weevil) is the source of this 2734-nucleotide messenger RNA. RefSeq names its product fibroblast growth factor receptor homolog 1-like. The record is from RefSeq and is a predicted model, not a curated record. Bases 324 to 2552 code for a protein of 742 amino acids. Gene Ontology annotation, biological process: fibroblast growth factor receptor signaling pathway; positive regulation of kinase activity; positive regulation of cell population proliferation. NCBI's taxonomy places the organism in Eukaryota, Metazoa, Arthropoda, Insecta, Coleoptera, Brentidae. Gene Ontology annotation, molecular function: ATP binding; fibroblast growth factor receptor activity. The transcript has 13 exons. Gene Ontology annotation, cellular component: membrane; signaling receptor complex.
CAGAUAUACCCGUAUAUAUUCUACGUAAUGAUGUUUUCGAUUCAUUUCGAGUGCGAACGAAUUUUUUAAUUACGGUGAUUUCGGUGCUUCCAAAAAACUGACUGUAUAUUUGAACCCGUUACUGAUUUUCGGAGGUGUAAAAAAGCCAUCUUGGUCCCUAAAUUUUCGACACAGAUGGCAUGAACGGUAAAAUCUGUCUAGCAGAUUUCUCGUCGUAAAACCCUUGUUUGCUCGGUGCUGAUGUACAAGGUGAUCCGUCACAACGUAUCGUUAAUAGUGUUUCUUCGACGUAAAGCGCGCUAUUUUUUUGCGCUGCAGGAAAAAUGACGAAAAAGCUAUGGUUCAUAUUUGUAAUGACGACGUACGUCAUAAGAACGGAAACGGUGGAACCCACAGAGUAUUUGGAUUACCCGAAACCGCCUCAAUCGGAAGCGGUUGAAAAUUUGGUGGGCCGUAUUAACGGAUCUGUGACGUUCCAAUGUCCAGAAACGGAAAACAUCGAAUGGAAAUUGCUGGAAAACAAAAACAAAACUUUGUCGGUUUACGAGAUACUAGAAAUUCGAAAUUUAACUGCCGCCGAUAAAGGAACCUACGCGUGCUAUUCUAAGGGCCGAAAAGUGAAAACCUACGAACUAGACGUGUACGAAUUCCCGUAUUUCUUAAAGAAGAUGCAAAAACUGGUCAUAAAACCCGCUGGGAAUAUGGCGGCUUUGAAAUGUAAAGCCAACGGCAACCCCACCCCCAAUAUAACGUGGUACAAAGACGACGAACCGCCAAAACGUGAACUUGGCGAAGUUAAAAUCAACCAUUGGUCUUUAACGUUAGAAGAUUUGGUAACCGACGAUAAAGGCAAUUACACGUGCGUGGUUUGCAACGUGUUGGGCUGUAUCAACUUUACGUAUAACGUAGACGUCGUGGAACGAUUCCCCUCAAAACCGUAUAUAAAAGACGGAUAUCCUCAAAAUUUGACCAUAAUGGUCAACAGCACGGCCAUUUUCGAGUGUCCCCAAGUCAUUGCCGAUUUGGAACCCUACAUUCAAUGGAUACGAAUACCGAUAAACGCCACCGAUAUGAAAGACGAAAGUCCCGAUGGUGUAAUAGUACAGAAAAGCGGCAAUACCCUGACGCCGGAAAUUUACGAAAUAACGAACGUAAGUCACGACGAUGAGGGCUGGUACGCGUGCCUAGCUGCCAACAGCCUAGGCCGGACUAUAUCUACAGCCUAUCUCCACGUAAUAGACGAAGAACCUCCCGAUCCGAAAGAAUUGAAAAAUGUCGCCAUGAAGGUCGCAGUAAUAGUGACCGUCGUAAUAGUAUUCGUCAUGUUCGUAAUCGUCUUCAUUUGUCUAUACUACCGUCAAAAAAUCAAAAGGGAAAAGAGGGAGAAAAUGAUAGCGGUAGAAACCGCUCGAGCUGCCAUCAUAACGCACUGGACGAAAAAAGUGAUUAUCGAAAAAAUGAACACGACGUCUGACGCUUCGGAACCACUGUUGAUGCCGGUGGUAAAAAUCGAAAAACAAAAGGCCCAAGCGACGAACGACGGGAUGAUCUCCGAAUACGAACUUCCGAUGGAUUCCGAUUGGGAAAUACCCAGAGACAAGCUGCAUUUGGGCAAAACCCUAGGCGAAGGGGCAUUCGGAAAAGUUGUCAAAGCAGAAGCCCUAAAUCUGUUAAAGCCCGAUAACAAGUGUGUCGUUGCAGUUAAAAUGCUAAAAGAAGGGAACAGCGACAACGAGAUGAUGGACUUGGUGUCCGAAAUGGAAAUGAUGAAAAUGAUCGGCAAGCACAUCAAUAUAAUUAAUUUGAUCGGAUGCUGUACUCAAGGCGGACCACUAUACGUGGUCGUUGAGUACGCGCUCUACGGAAACCUCAGGGACUUUUUGAGGCAACACAGACCCUCGUCUGGAUACGAAGUGGCCGUCGGUGCCGAACAGAAGGAAAAAAAAACUUUAACCCAAAAGGAUUUGGUUUCUUUCGCCUACCAAGUAGCUCGAGGCAUGGACUACUUGUCAUCCAGAAGGUGUAUCCACAGGGACCUAGCCGCCAGGAACGUCCUAGUGAGCGACGAUUACGUUCUAAAGAUUGCCGAUUUUGGGUUAGCAAGGGACAUCAAUUGCCACGACUAUUACAGAAAAACCACAGACGGCAGACUGCCGGUCAAGUGGAUGGCACCGGAAGCGCUGUUUCACAGGCUAUACACCACUCAAUCCGACGUUUGGUCCUAUGGCAUUUUGUUAUGGGAAAUAAUGACUCUCGGAGGCACCCCGUAUCCGUCAGUUCCCAACGUGGAAAAGCUCUACCAACUAUUGCGCAACGGUCAUCGAAUGGAAAAACCACCCUGUUGUUCGCUGGAAAUCUACAUGUUAAUGCGCGAGUGUUGGAACUAUCAGCCCAGAGAACGGCCGGUGUUUUCCGAAUUGGUAGAAGAUUUGGACAGGAUUUUAACGAUCACGGCGAAUGAGGAAUAUCUGGACUUGGGUCUUCCGCAACUCGACACGCCUCCUUCGAGUCAAGAGUCCAGUUGCGACGAAGACUUUCCAUUCCCACAAUAAUGUCAAAAACUAGUCAUUUUUACAGCAGCUUCUUGUGAUUUACCGCGUUUUAUGUUAAUAUUUAUCAGACUCGAACGUAUCAGCUGCGAAACCGUAGAUUGAAUUGUUGGAAGUAGAAACGUGUAUGUUCAAUGAACAAAAGGAAUAUAUAUAUAUAUAUAUAUAUAUAUAUAUAUAUAUAU